Molecule: messenger RNA, 6853 nt
Organism: Dermacentor silvarum
Lineage: Eukaryota; Metazoa; Arthropoda; Arachnida; Ixodida; Ixodidae
Gene: AdoR
Product: adenosine receptor A2b-like
Biological process (GO): adenylate cyclase-activating adrenergic receptor signaling pathway
Cellular component (GO): membrane
Molecular function (GO): G protein-coupled receptor activity
Source: RefSeq, a predicted model, not a curated record
CCCUCGGAGUCGCCGCAGCAGACGACUGUCGUCUGCUCGCGGCGCGCGCGGUGUGCGCCGGCUUUCUCCUUCGCGUCGUCGCGGCAGCUGAAACGCAUCAAUGGGGUGAAGUGAGACGGUGCGCGCGCGCGCUUGGGGCCGCAGGUCAAAGUGUUGUUCGUCGCACGCUGCCUCCUGCACGCCACCUAACUCUACUGCGGCCACCAUGACGCACUGGCAAGCGCCACCCGUCCUUUACACGAGCGUCGAAGCAUGCGUAGCAUUCCUGGCGACCGUCGGCAACCUGGCGGUUCUCGUCUGCUUCGCGCGGGAGCGUCGUCUGCGGCGCCGGCUGACCAACUACUACAUCCUAAGCCUGGCAGUCGCCGACCUCCUAGUGGGCGUCCUGGCCAUACCGUUCGCGGUGCUCACGCGAGCCGGGAUACCGCACGACUCUCCGAUGGGCUGCGUCGCGAUGCUGUCCUUCAUCGUGGUCCUGUGUACGGUGUCGAUCCUGCAUCUGGUGGCCGUGUCCGUGGACCGUUACUGGGCCAUACUGUACCCGCUGGCCUAUCAGAGACUCGCGUCGGAGACUGUCGUUCUGGGAGUCGUGAUCGCCUGCUGGCUCAGCGGGUUCGUGCUGGGGUUCCUGCCCCUGCUCGGAUGGCACGACUCCGAGGCCGCCUCGAGCGGCGACUGCCUCUUCUUGCCCGUGAUGAAGUACAGCUUCCUGGUGUUUCUCUACUUCGCCACUAUCGUGUACCCGGCGCUGCUCAUCGCUUUCUUCUACAUCCGCAUCUACAGCGUUGUCCGCAAGCAGCUUCGGCAGAUUACCGUGUUCGCGGAGAACGUACGAACCGAGCACGACGGCACCCCGUCGCGAGGAGCCGUGAACAACAGCCGUUCCGACGAAGCCCUCUGCACGGCACCGCUCAAGGAGACGCCAAACCUGAGCGAAGUGGACCGGUGUCGGCGUCUCAGCGCCGACUUUUACAAGCGGCACUCCAGCCUUUCGCCGACCAGCCCAAAGUCCAACGGCAUCGUUUACACCGACGAGAACGACCACGAAUCAAUCGUCAAACACAACGGAACGAGCCACAAGAUGAACCAGGAGGCGAAGAAGCGCAACGACCCUGCGCCCGAUGUUGGCGACAACGGAACAGCGCUGAAAAACGGGCACGUCGGGGAGUUCGGUCACUACAAGAAGAAACGACGGAAAAGUAGCGACAGCCACCACCAGGGUCGCCGCAUGCACCUGUGCAACAGCGACCACCGUGACAGCGACUGUUCCCACUGCUUCCCGCUGCACCUCCACCACCACAGUCAGCAGCACAAGCGCGAGGUUCGCACGGCCAAGGCCCUGCUUUCCAUCGUGCUCUUCUUCAUGAUCUGCUGGUUCCCGCUGUACACGCUCAACUGCGUCAAGGCGUUCUGCGCCGGAUGCGACACGCCGCAUUGGGUCUUCGACGUGCUCAUCAUUCUGUCACACGCAAACUCGGCGCUCAACCCGUUCCUGUACGCUUACCGUAUGAGUGACUUCCGCAACGCCUUCAAGCGGCUCCUGAAAUGCAAGGCGCCGGCGCCGCUGGCCGAGGUCUUGCUGUUCUACCGCAACGGCGCCGGGACACCGCCCGUGCAUAGGGCUUCUGGAGGAGGACUCUGCCAGGCACUCACCGUCGGAGAAGCUUCGACGCCAGUGCUGUAGAUACGCACGGACUUCGUAAGCGUGAUUCGUCGAAGGAAGGUGCUUGUGAUCCGAAUUCACCAGCGAUGAAUGUUCACGUCUUCUUCUAGCGUUCACAAGAGACGCUGGUUUGCUGGAAAUGUGCUCACGCACCCCAGUGGCAACAGAAGAGACACUCAGACAAAGCUAUUGCCAACCUCGAUCGCCAGGGGAAACCCACCUGCUGCCCCUUCCCAUCCAUGACGACCAUCGCCAGAUUCAGGCACCUUGUUCUCGAUCGGUCACUUUCACAGAUAUCACUUUCAAGUACAAGUUGAUUGGAAGCGGAAGCGGAUGUGACGAAAGGAAACGGCACACCUCUCAUCAGAGUUGUUUGCACAACUCGGACAUUUCUGCGCAUUCAGAAACACAAGAGUGAGGGUCCGCGCUUGAAGGUAUGUCACGAAAAACAGGGAAAAUAAUAUCGACCGAUUGAGAAUGCGGUUUCCCUGCAUGACAAUGUGUCUCCAGACCGGCACGGUAACUCGGGUAGCCAGGGUAGCAGUCCUGAUUCGUCGCCUGCUUUCUGCGUCACCCAUCGAGAGGGGUGAACAAGAAGCCGGUCUUUGUGCCACAGAAACUUGACAGAGAUCUUCAAGACUCAGCAGCUGCGCGGGUACCAGAAACGGUCAGUCUGCACUCGUGUUGCGCAGUCAGUGCGCUACUUCCGGGAACGCUGUGCUACUUCCGGGAACGCUGCGCUACUUCCCGGAGCGCUGCGCUCAGACUCGAAGGAACGCCGUGGAGUGCAGAUGUCUGCUCUGACUGAGUGUAUAAGGAAACAACUGUUCCUGUUGUGCUUAUUGUACCGUGUUCGAACCAUUGGCAGUAAGAGUUGAUCUGCCGUUCUUUGUGUUAUGCUAUGCGUGUGUUUGUGUGCACCCCCUGUGCAGUGACUCUACUUAAAUCGACGAAUGAACGUUCGUCAGUGCGCUGUAAUAGUAAGCCAGAACGAGACAGAGGUUCAGGGGAAGUUGGAGGCUAAGAGUGAUCAACAUUGGUAGAACAAGGCGUGGUCGCUGAACCUCCAUUCCGACAAUGGGAAAAAAUAAAUUAUGAGGUUUUACGUGCCGAGCGACAACGGGACUUGUCGCUUGUCGGAAAAUUGGCUUCCGUGACAUUCCUUGUUCUACCACUGCUAAUCAAUGUAAAAGCGCAAGCGACACGCUCCGUAAGUCCUUGCCAAAAGUUCUGAAGUCACUGAGUGCGUUACCGGACAUGUCGUCAAACCUAGUUGUGGGGUCCUCGUAGAUACUUCGUCGCUUCAAAGCCCCAGAGAUUGUACUGUACAGUCCUUCUUAAUGGCUGUCCUAAAGUUUGGCACACCUGGCAUGUCACAGGAACUUUGCCAGACCUAGUGAAAAGCCUUGUGCUUCAGUACACAACGGCUUUAUCAACGCUCUUCCCGAGAAAUGUACUUAAAUACGUGUCAAGCAUUUUCAGUGCUCGUGUUUGCGUAAAGGAAUGUCGAAAACCCCCGUUCAGUGACUCCCAUCAGUGACUGUUUACACGGACAAGAACCGCAGGGACGAAGACAUUGUAGCUCUGAUAAAGUGCGUUUAGGGUUUCCCUUAAGAGAGUGGCGAAAUCGAAAUUUUGUGGGAUCAGAGUUGGAGAAUUGAAAGGACACAAAAUAAGACUUUUGUUGCGUUUCUGUAGCAGUAAAAGGUCAGUCUUACCGUGAGAGCAGGCUUGGUAAAGAAAGGCCCAAGAACGAUAAACAAGUGGCGACUCCACCUAGAUGUUUCAACACCAGCUCUCCGGGAUGUAAUUGAUCUUUCAGAGCGUCAGCUCGUGCGUAGCAAUUGUUUAUCAGUAAUGAAGGAUAUCAUUAUAUUUUACACGAACCAAAGAACUAGUCUAGCAUCUUUUUUAUAUUUCCUACUUCAGGAUGGCCUAAACAUGACAGAGCACUUCGAAAUACGUGACGUCUCACUGGCGUACCCUUGACAAGAUUUCGGUGAAGAAAGUGGAGCUUGGUCUUCGUUAUGGCCUGUAACGAUAAACUUUUUCACCCAAGAACAAGCGAAAAUGAAGCCUUGAAAUAAUACUUUACUUGUCUAAAUGAACCUAAUGUUGAUUGUUUAGUGUCCUUUGAAGUUAAACGCUUUAUAGAAGUACUAUGCUAGCUUUUCCGCAAUGUACGAUUGCAAACAUUGUUAAAGUAAUAGUUACUGGGCUGCUGGUGAGGUUUUAAGUGUUACAUUUGAUGGGAAGGAUUGUACGAAAUCAGUUAUUCGGUAAUCUUAGCAAUGCGGAAGGAGUACAAUUAACUGUACGUGGUUAAGGGGAUAAAAUUAACGGUACGGGCGUAAUUAUCACCAAUAUAGUCGAAAACUAACCACACUGCAUCAUAGACUGUGCAAUCUUCGGGAUCUGUCGACAAGGUCGACAUAAUUGCGUUUGAAAUACGAUACGAAUAAGAUUCGAACUGAGCGAACAAUGAACAUGAAAAAAAAGAGAAAGAGGCAGAAUUAAUUGAGAGAUAUAAUCAACAUUUAAUCAUGAAAUCAUUUCAACAACCAUGAGUGUCGACCUUCUCAUCUUUAGCGCCGACACUUGGUUGAUCUUUCUUUUUUUCUUCCUGUAUUGCAUUAUCUAUUAUCUAUUCAAAGAAACGUAUCAGAGGUGGUCCUGAGCUGAAGCUUUUUCUUAAAUUGUUAUCAGCGUUAUCUUUAGCUACCUCAUUCCGCUCUAGCGCGAACGUUUGGCAGCUAGCUGACAAGUGUUGCUAUUGUGGACACAGGAGCGGCAGACGAUCACACCAAAGAAAGGAGUAUCAAAAGCUUCGCCUUUAAGAGUGGAACGCGAUAGCGUUAUUGGACGCCGUUGACGCCGACACCGACACAGUAUUUUCUGCGACAUGGGGCCCGAUCAAAAUUUAGAAAGGCUCGGUUUUCAACAUUCCCCUCAAUGUUGCCUAGAACCAAAGUACAGCGAAACACCAUCAGAAUUGGAGGAUGCUAAAGCUUCGCCUUUAAGAGUGGUCAAAGAUCCCUGGCUGUUUAUCAGGCUUUUUUUUUCUCGUAUAUUCAAAUUACAGUCCGACGCUAUCAUGUCUGUAAGUUGCGGUUAAGUCGUACUUUACGAUUUUUCUGACAGAUUAAAUUGAGAAAUUUGAGAAAUUAAAUUUUUGUUCACUAACGCCUUGCGCCAUGCGAAGGGCCCGCCUGGUCGGGGUGGUUCGGGAUGAUGUGGUUCGGCAUGAUUAUUUCCGCCAGACACUGAUGCUUACGCCGACACCGACGCCAGAUUUUCUGCUACACGGCGCCUUUAACGCUAUCGCGUUAAAACAUGAGAAGGAUAUGCUCUCAUCAGCUGAAUUAAAUAAAGAGAAAUUGUCAAUCACUUUCUGUUGGUUUCGACGUAGCUGUGAGCUAAUAAGUACGGUGAAAUUAUGGAGCGAGACAAAUUUAAAUCGUGUGCCUACAAAGCUCAGAUGAAAAUUCACUAGCAAAUUUGCACGGCCCUUAAUGUCUCAUAGAAGGGUGGCAGUUUGGUCUAGUUGGUAUUCCACAUUCUAAUAAGUAUAAAAGCGCAAACGAAGACGUGCUUGCCUGUGUUUUACAGCGUAAGCUAUUAUGGGCUCAUUCCAAUAGCCGUUUCUGGUCGCGAUGAUGCCGACGCCACUACGUAGCCGCUAUCGCCGGAAAAGCGAAAAAAAGAUCGAGCCCAGGCCCGCUGCGUGGGAGUCGGAUACUUUACUACUGAGCCACGCAAGCGCUUGCUAUCAUGCAGAAGAAAAAUUCCAUUUAUACGCGCCCUGCGCCUCUGCGCCUGCGCGCAUAGGCAGCUGCGAGCCGACGACCCGAGCCUCCGCAGUAUGGUAGCGCCAUCUAGUUAAAGCGCCUGCAACCACCGCGUGCGACGAGAUGCGAUUCAGACGCGAUGCGAUUCAGACGAGGCGCGCCAUCAACGCCAUCCUGAUGUUAGAUGUGCGCCACGUAUUUUCUGGGUACCUCUUGGGUACACGUCAUGGCGUCUCCUCGCAAGGUACGAACCGCUGCUGAGGAAGCGAAUCGUAGAGCUACUUGCGCGGCUACAACCAGGCAUCAUCGGGCUCAGCAGACUGCUGUGCAGAGAGCAUUAGAAGCCGCAGCUCGCCGUCGACUCCGACGCUGGGCGGACAGUUGACAUCGGUCUCGUCAAAAUCGAGGCGAAGACACUUUGCCGCGAAGACCCUGUUGUGCGUGGUGCCGAAAUUGGAGCUACUCUUGCGCCGCUCAACCAGCUUGCGCUGUGACUGUGCUGCGUGUGCCGCGCAGGCCUGUGAUUUUUUUUUUUUUUUUGACGUCCCGUAUUCGUUUGCGCAUUUUUACUUACUACACUUAAUGUAUCCUUUUACUUCCUCCUUGUUAACUUUGCGGGCUCUUGCAGAACGCUGCGUUCACAUUGGUUAUUUACUAAACGAGAUAGGGGUGUGCGAAUAUUCGAAACUUUCGAAUAACAAAUCGAACAGUGUCCUAUUCUAUUGAAUACUGGGGUGUGGAUAUCGUUUUGUACUAAUUGUGAUAACGGCUGCUCAUUACUCGAAAACUAUUCGAUAUUCGAUUCGAUUCGCUUUUGGCACUACUCGAUUUGUAUUCGAUUCGUUCUCAAAAAUCACUAUUCGCACACCCUUAGAGAGGUAUAUUAGCCAUGCUGCACUAUAGCACUGGCGUCCACCGCAAUCCAACGCUGCUGAUAAAUAUCGGCACACCGCGGCUCGGCACGCCAAGUUGUGCGCAGGCGCCUCGAGAUGGCGCCACCGCCUGCGGUGACCUGUGCUCAAACGUUCAUUAGCCAUGCCACCAGAACCGUGGCGUACUUUAUUUAAAAAUAAAAAAAAAAAACACGGCGGCGUAAGCUGUCAAACAUCGGCAGCUCAACCUCGAUCUCCCAUCAUUUUCGGCGACGCACAGUGUAUCCACCAUUAUACGGGUAUCAUAUCGUUAACGUGUUUUUCGUGAACCAUUGUAACUUCAGUGUGAUACGUCGUCCCUUUUACCUCUUGUUGUCCCGAAUUGUUAUUUGUGUGUUCUGCUAUUGAGAAGUCACACAGUCACGCGAAAGAAAACAUAAUUACAUAUUUCCCCCGCUUCGUCUUUUGUGGCACCACUGUGGCCGCGUCUCGUUCGUGUGUUUCUAUUAAAGCAUGCAUCACGUUCUCUG